AUGGGCCAUAGAAAACAUAGGAAAACAAGGAGCUGUGCUGUAGUUUCUGAGAUUUUCCCUAGAGUUGUUCAGCCCGAACUGAAUUGCUAUGAGCUUGACUUACAGAAAAUAUGCGAAACUCUAGGAAAAACGGACAGGCGCUACCUUGGGACAAUUAUAGGAGGCUCAAUACUUGCUGUGCUUGGCUUUGUGAUUUUCACUGGCGCUACUGUUGUGGGAGGUAUAGUUGGAGGUGUAUUAGGCCUAGGGAUAGGACAUGCCUUAGGAAGGACAUGAAAAAGAAGCAAAAUCCCUAAAAAUAGCUUGACAAAGGAAAAAGAAUAUGAGUUCAGGUUAACUUGCCUAAUGUAUUACAUGAAAAAAUUAAAAAAAUCAAAAAUCCCAAUUUCAGAUUUUGCAGGAAUACUAGAGCAUAUAAUAAAUGAAUACAGACCUGCUUUUAUUUUGCAAUUGCAUAAUCCCGCGAUCAUGAAAGAAGUACAGAAUUUAAAGAAAUUUUUGAGCAAGAAUGUUCCACAUGCAGCUUUAAUCAAUUCGGUAGCUGAACUUAGAUAUUCAGUGGAUUUUAAUGUAAAUACCAGCAUAACUGCAGCUAGACUAAAACAUGUGUAUAUUCCUAUAAUGCAGCUAUUAAAAGAAACACCAGAUAGAGAAGACCAUGAGCUAGAAGCAGUCAGACAGAUCGAGCUCUUAAUUUCGCGUAAAAAAACCAAAAAAAUCCUCAAAAAUUCGCAAGCACACGAAGAAGAUUUAAUAGAGCAAGUUUUACCAUGCUCAGCCCUUCACUGCUCUCAAGCUAGCCAUAAUUUCCCUUCUUGCAAAGCAAUAAAUGAUUUAGAUUACUUUCUUAAGACCAAAGGAGAAUGCUUCAAAAGAAAAAGUUGGGAGAAUAAAGUGAUAAGUUAAAGAUUAAUAAAUAAAAUGGCAUUCGGGCUAGAGAGAAAUUAGCUCUGCUAAUUUUCAAUGCCUCAUGGAAAGGAACUGCUCCAAAGCGUAACGCAACCAAGAGGCUCAGAGUUUUACCUCUCAGCACAUCCGAAGAGGGUGACCCUUAGGUGGAGCACGCGUGGAGCUAAGGUGGCAAGGGCGAUGGCACCUUGCAGGGUGAGAAGCGUUGGUAAGGGUGGCAGGCAGUUUAUUUGGGAUGAUCCGAUCUUUUAGAUUGGAAAUGCUUGUGACGUCACCAUUCAAUUUUGCCUCUGUCCCCUUCUUGGGAAUGUGGCAUUAGAAACCUUAAAAACUUUAAUUAUGUAUGUAUGAUAAGUGAAAGAUUAUUAUUUAGAAGAGCAAGCAUUCCUGGGUAUACCAGGUCAAGUCCAUAUCAUAAGCUUCAAUUUAAAGACAUAGAGAGGCUUGCAAUGAUUUCAAGUAUUUCUUCAUCGAUUACAACCUUUACAUCCCCUAUAUUUGCCAAAGCUGAAGAAGAACCUGCAGAAUCAGUGGCAUCAGAUCUAGAAUCUGUAGCUAAUGAAAGAGAUAUUACAAUAAAAAUAGAAAGUCCUAUUCGGACUUAUGAUAAAAAGUUUACUUCCUCAAUUAUCCCUCCAAAGUCUCCUCCGCCUCCAUUUCAAGGCUUAGUCAAUGACAUUGACCAAAGUGUCAGCAGCGAAGAAGCUGAAGAAGAAAAAUCCCCUGACCAGUCCCGAUCUAUGAGAGAAAGCUUUGAAAUUCAAAGAGCUAGUAGCAUUAAAAAGCUGCAAAACAGCCCAGAAAUCGACAAACAAAUCAAUACGGUCAAAAUUGAUGUUUCCAUCCACAAAUUCCAAAGCGAUUUCGACCUUCUAUUAGAAAUUGAAAAAGAAGUAAAUUCAGAUAAAAUAUGGAGACAUGUGGUAGACAAGCCAGGAACUCAAUGCUAUCAAAAGAAGGUCAGUGAUUCCCCUAUUUGUAUGAUUAAAGCUUUUUGUGAAGUGGAUUAUCCAGCUGAAACUGUUUAUAAAGCCAUUUGGGACACUACUGUUAGGACUGAGUGGGAUAAACUGUUCCAUGAGUUCAAAAUUAUUGAUAAAACUGCUGAUUAUGAGGUGCUUUAUUAUAUGAUCAAAACUCCAAUGGGAAUUACGAGAAGAGAUUGGCUUCAAAGGAGAAUAGAGCUAAGAAACUACCCAGAGCCGAAUACAAUAAUGCUGCAUUUCAUUAGUAUGGAACAUCCUAUGAUGCCGCCGAGAAAAGGAGUUAUAAGAGCAGAAACGUUGAUUUCUGGAUAUAUAAUCAGACCAAUGACUCAAAGGUCUUGUAAAGUCACAAUCAUCACUCAAAAUGACGUAAAAGGUCUAAUCCCAACAUACUUACUCCCCCCCCCCCCCCCCCCCUCCGUGAGCGAACAAAACCAUUAGAAAAAUCGCCAUUUUUUGACCAAAAACCCACCCUCCGUGAGUGAACAAAAAUUUUUUUAAAUAGAAAAAAUUUUAAUGGAAAAAAAUUUUGAUAUAUAAGUGAUAAUUAGUAUAAUGAAAUCUAGAGCUAAUUCUGUUUAAUUUUAAACAAAUUGCGUUUUAAAACAUAAAUUUUGCAAAUUAAAUUAAUAUUUGCUUCCCAAUUUUUGCAAAUUAGGAUUUUUUUAAAUUUCGAAAAAAAUAUUUUUUUAUAAAAUUUUAUAUAUAAAUUUUUUUUAAAAAAAAAAUUAACCCCCCCUCCGUGAGCGAACAAAAUUUUUUUGUUCGCUCACGGAGGGGGGGGGGGGAGUUAGUAAAUAAAUUCGCAGCCAAAGCUCCUGCUGAUUGGUGUACAAAUAUGAGAAGAGGAUGUAAGCUCAUUGCUGGAUAUUAG
This is a messenger RNA of Blepharisma stoltei, 2769 nucleotides long. NCBI's taxonomy places the organism in Eukaryota, Ciliophora, Heterotrichea, Heterotrichida, Blepharismidae. The record is from the annotation of a GenBank genome assembly.